GGAGAUAGGAUCGCCUACUCCUCUGCCUUUAAAAUUAAACAGCCUUGGAAAAGCGUUUUAUCAUUAAUUUUCUUUAAAAUUCCUCCUACCUUUUAUUUAUGUUAAAAACAGACGAUCAUCAUCAUGGGUUUGAUUUUUCAAACCAGAGAAUGGAUGGAAACCCCACAUGCCACCACACCACCGCCUCCACCCGUAGAUGCAAAUCCCUCCAAGCUCAUCCCAAUUCGUGUUAAAAAAUUAAAAGUAAGACCAUAUGACACAGAUCAUGUGAAUCUCUCUCUCUCUCUCUCUCUCUCCACAUUAUAUAAAGGCGACGCCGAGACAACUUUCUCUCCAGUCUAACACCGUGUCAUUUAGUUCAAAAUCUAUCUGCGGAUCGAAAUCCGAGAUGGGUUUCCUGUCGAGAGUCACGCCUGUGCUUGUGUGUCUGUUUCUGCUCUGGCACCAAACGAAAGCAGAGCAUUUCAGCGGCAAUGGGAGCAAAGUGGGAUUGGGAGGCAGCAGGUGCAAUUUAUUCAGAGGCAAAUGGGUUUAUGAUAACUCUAAUCGCCCUCUCUACGACUCGAGCUGUCCCUUCAUAGAUCCAGAAUUCAACUGCCAAAAGUAUGGCAGACCCGAUCGACAGUACCUCAAGUACAAGUGGCUCCCAUUCUCCUGCAAAUUACCGAGGUUUAAUGGGGUAGAUUUGCUGAAUAGAUGGAGGGGGAAGAAGAUCAUGUUCGUGGGGGACUCGCUGAGCUUGAACCAGUGGCAGUCCCUCACCUGUAUGCUCCGCGCUUCGGUUCCAAACGCCAAGACCUCCUUCGUCAAGAAGAACUCCUUCUCCUCUGUUACAUUUGAGGGUUAUGGAGUAAUGGUGAUGCUGUAUCGCACGCCGUACCUAGUGGACAUGGUUUACCAAAAGAAUGUGGGACGAGUCCUCAAGAUCGACUCCAUCCGCAGCGGGAAUGCUUGGAGGGGCAUGGACGUCCUGAUCUUCAACACCUGGCACUGGUGGACCCACACCGGCCGCAGCCAGCCGUGGGAUUACAUAGAAGACAAGGGAAAGUUGCGGAAAGACAUGAACCGGCUGGUAGCAUUUUACAAGGGGCUCACAACGUGGGCAAGAUGGGUUAAUCGGAACGUUGACCCUUCCAAGACCAAAGUAUUCUUCCAGGGCGUUUCUCCCACCCAUUAUCAGGGAAAGGAUUGGGACAAGCCAUCGGAAUCGUGCGGCGGGCAGCAGGUACCAUUCUCAGGGAAUAGUUACCCGGCGGGCAUGCCGAUGGCUUCGGCGGUUGUGAACAAAGUGCUGAGCAGGAUUAAGAGGCCAGUGUAUUUACUGGAUAUCACCACGCUGUCGGAGUACCGGAAGGAUGCACAUCCAUCAUUCUACAGCAGCAAGAGCGGCAGCGGUGUAGUGGACUGCAGCCACUGGUGUCUCCCUGGUUUGCCGGAUACUUGGAACCAGCUUUUGUAUGCAGCUCUAGUCAUGUGAAGAACUGCAUAUAUAUGUGCAAUUGAUUUUUUGCUUUUGGUUUUUGUUUUUCUUUGUUAGUUAUCUAGCUAGUUUAAUUGCAAAAAGGUAAAUCAUUGUUUGAAAUUAGGGAGUUGCUUUCAUUUUUCGUACCAUGUGGUCAAAUAAGAGGGUUGGUGCACGUUUUAAUUGUAAAGAAGAAGAAGAAGAAGAAGAUUGCAACAAAUUGUUGUGAGUUGAAGGAAAUGCCUUCACACUUGGAAAUCUCAUUGACCAAUUUGGCAUCAUUAAUGUAGUGUCCAAGUAAAGAAUUAUUGUGUA
Messenger RNA from Malania oleifera, 1777 nucleotides. Its product is annotated as protein trichome birefringence-like 39. The record is from RefSeq and is a predicted model, not a curated record. The coding region runs from base 389 to 1477 and encodes 362 amino acids. Lineage: Eukaryota; Viridiplantae; Streptophyta; Magnoliopsida; Santalales; Ximeniaceae. Gene Ontology annotation, cellular component: Golgi apparatus. The transcript is spliced from 5 exons. Gene Ontology annotation, molecular function: O-acetyltransferase activity.